AUGAAGCGUCAUCGCGUCGGAAUGCCAAGAAAAGGCAAUAAAGUCCGCCCUCAAGAGUCGAGCGAAUCACCAUGUAAAGAUUCAUCUGAAAAAAGCGACACUGAAGACGAGGUCACACCACCAGACACUCCUCCGGCCCGGAAAAUCCUUAGAAGACUAUUGGAAACCGAAGUACAAAAGGCAAUGCAAGAGCUAGACGAAGAAUUACCCUCCGUAACGACAAGAAAAGAACACCGUGCAGCCUCACUUAUUCCAGAAUUCGACCCCGAUAAUGAAGAAUGUAGUACCGCAACAGCGUGGCUCAAGAAAAUAGAUCAACUAGGCGAAAUUCAUGGCUGGAGCGAAACUACAAAGUCGUUUUACUUACAGCAUAGACUAAGAGGUCAAGCCAGACGAUGGUACAAUCGGCUUGAUGACUACGAUUAUUCCUGGCAAGAAUGGAAGCAGAUGCUGACGCGUGCUUUUCCCAAACAUCGCGAUUUCGGGAACAUGUUAGAAGAGAUGAUGAGCCGAAAGAAACUACCAACGGAAUCGAUGACGAAAUACUACCAAGACAAAGUGGCCAUGUGCUUCCAGUGUAAGUUGUCUGACAGCGCAACAGUCUCCUGCAUCAUUCGUGGUCUACCAUCAUCACUUCAAGCGAAUGCGAGAGCAUAUCAGUGCGAGCAUCCCGAAGAAUUAUAUGAAGGCUUUCUCUGUGCGCUGGAUGAUUAUCAACCGCUGUCAACGUCAAUUAGAACACGUGUGCAAAGUAAAGACGCUUACGAUCGACAGGUAAUUGAUAAAAAAUACACGCCUAUUAACCCUGACAUUGACCCGUGUCCGCGCUGUAAGAAGACCGGCCACAUAUUACGUAACUGCCCGUAUCCAGAUUCACGAACAUGCUUCAAAUGUGGCAAGCAAGGCCACAUUGCUACGCGCUGCGGAAUCACUCCGAAACCUGCGCUACUGGCUGAUGAUAAAGUUAAAGAAAUUAAACUUUUACAAAAUCACAACAAGAUUUACGAAAAAGCGGUAAAGAUCAAUGGCAUUCACGUUAAAUCUUAUAUUGAUACCGGCAGCCAAGUAAAUGUAUUAUCUACCCACGUGUCGAGACUAUUGGAUCUCAAAAUCAACCCGACCAGCACUAUCCUAAAGGGAUUCUCUGGAGAACAUCUACCCAGCUGCGGAGAGGUAGGUUUUAAACUAGAAAUCGAUGGUAUACAUAUCCCGUGCAAGGCUCAUUUAACAGACGUGGAUAUGGGGAACAUCCAUCUUUUGGUUGGACAGCCCAUCAUCAACAGCGACGGAAUGGUCUUAGAGGUCAGGGAAGGAAAAGCCACUCUCAAACAAGAUAUCGACUUUACAAGGCAAAUGGAUGUGAUUGAAGAGCGCGCUCGCUUUAAGGUCGUCACUACAGAGAAAGAGCGUCUAUUGCCUGGACUUUCCAUCAUCAAGGUCAACGUGAUAGAUAAUGACGAAGAUAACAAUGUCGUCACUACGCCGCAACAUUAUGAGCUACGAGGUGUUUCGUACUCAAUUCCUGCCACUCUGCUACGAGGCACCGUCGGGUACAUCAAAGUCAUCAACAAUGGAGCUCAAAACAUCAUCUGGGAGCAAGGCGAGGUGCUGACCAGAGCAGAUAGCUGCGUCACCGCACCGCAACCAGAAGUUCAGGUUAGCCCUAAAAAUUACACUUUGCCAUCGACUUCCGUAGCCAAAGCCAAUAAUGAUUAUUAUAGCAACUCUAUAGCAUCUCUGUUGCAUACUAGCCUAGCAAACGUUAGCACUAUUGGGGGAAUAAACAUAGAAGAUAUUAAGUCGGGUCCAUUAAAUAAAAAUGAUCAUGAUAGUUUAAUUACUUUAUUGACUAAUUACAGUGACUGUUUUGCGAAUAAAACACAAGACUUGGGAUGUACAGAUUUAUUAAAAAUGAAAAUAAAAUUGACAACUGAACAACCUAUAUACCGCCAACCCUACCGCUUGUCACAUAGUGAGCAGGAGAUAGUUAGGUCUAAAGUCUCUGAAUUAUUAGACGCAGGUAUAAUCCGAGAGUCCGAGUCAUGUUUUGCUUCUCCAGUUAUCAUUGUAAAGAAAAAGAACGGCGAUAGUAGACUCUGUGUUGACUAUCGAGCACUUAAUGCUAUUACAGUCAAAGAUAGGUAUCCGUUGCCCAAUAUCGAUGAUCAGGUUUCAAAGUUAGCCGGCAAGAAUUUCUUCACAAGUCUUGAUUUAGCACAAAGUUACCAUCAGGUUAAAAUUGAUCCGGAAGACAUACACAAAACCGCUUUUAUCACACCACAGGGGCACUUUGAAUAUACGCGUGUCCCAUUUGGCCUGGCUAAUGCACCAUCAGUUUUUAUGCGACUUAUAAACAAAAUCGUAGAUUCAUUACGAAAUUCCAAUAACUUUUCAAAAGACGGUAGUACGAAAACUUGCAAUAAUUUUUCGAACAACUAUGAAGCGUUAGCGUUUUUAGAUGAUUUGUUGUUGCCAUCUUUCGAUGUGCAGUCGGGCUUAGAUAUUUUAGAGAAGGUACUUCAUAAAUUAAGAUUAGAAAAUUUAAAACUAAACAUGAGUAAGUGUUCCUUUUUACAAAAUAAAAUCACGUACUUAGGACAUGAAAUUACACCGAGUGGCAUUCAACCGGGUGAAUCUAAGUUGGCAGCAGUGUCACAGUUUCCCACUCCUAGUAACGUUCACGAGAUACGUCAAUUUAUUGGGUUAUGUAGUUAUUUCCGUAAAUUUAUUAAAAAUUUCGCAAUAAUUGCCCGCCCAUUGACCGAUUUAACAAAGAAAAACGCAGCUUGGAAUUGGGGCCGUGAACAAUCUAAUAGUUUUGAACUAUUAAAACAGUGUUUGUGUACAAAACCCAUACUAGCUUUAUACGACCCCGCAUUACCGACGGAGAUUCACACGGAUGCAUGCAAAUCAGGUAUCGCAGGCAUUUUGUUGCAAAAACAAACUGAUAAUUCAUUACGCCCCGUUAUGUAUUUCAGUAGAGUAACGAGUAAGGAAGAAAGCAUGUAUCAUAGCUACGAGCUCGAAACUCUCGCGGUAGUCGAAUCGUUGCGUAGAUUUAGGGUGUACAUCAUAGGCAAACAUGUUAAGAUCGUGACUGACUGUACGGCUGUUCGUGCCACCUUAACUAAACGUGACAUUAUCCCGCGUAUAGCCAGGUGGUGGCUGUCAAUCCAAGAUUUUGAUAUGAGUGUAGAAUAUAGACCCGGAGAGAGAAUGAAACAUGUAGACGCGUUAAGUAGGAAUCCAAUCGAUACUGUGAAUGUGAAUCGCCUUGAAGUGUCGGACUGGUUUUAUACCGUCCAGUAUCAGGAUGACAAGUUGAAGCGAAUCAUUGAUCAGCUUAGGGAUGGCUCAGCCGCCAUUGAAAUAUCCAAUAGUUAUGUAUUCUCAGAUGAUAGAUUGUAUAAAAAGACAUUGCAUGGUAAUCGUCUCGUAGUGCCAGCAUUAGCUCGAUGGAGGCUAGUCCAAAUGCACCAUGAUGACAUAGGACAUGUGGGUUUCCAAAAGUGUAUAGACUUAAUAAAAAAAGACUACUGGUUUCCAAAAAUGACUCGCUUUAUUCGAAAGUAUGUUACUGCUUGCCUUCAUUGUGCUUAUGGUAAGAGUGGUCAUGGUAAAAAGGAAGGAAAAUUGUUCCCUAUUCCCAAACCCACAGAGCCCAUGAUCAUGAUUCAUGUCGACCACUUGGGCCCCUUUUGCAAGACAGCUAAAGGCUAUCAGUAUAUGCUGGUUAUAACAGAUUCCUUUUCUAAAUUUUUUAUUGCUGAGCCAACUCGAACAGUCAAUUCGGUGGAAACCAUUAGAACACUCAGAAAAAUAUUCAGCUUAUUCGGAUACCCCGAUAAACUUGUAAGUGACCACGGGAAGGCUUUUACCAGUAGAUACUUCAAAAAGUUCUCAUCUGAUAAACAGUUUAGGCAUAUCUUAACCUCCGUCGCAUGGCCGCGAGCGAAUGGUCAAGUGGAACGCACUAACCGUACCAUAUUGAAUGCCUUGCGUGCCACAGAUGCUAGCGAGGCUGCAAAUAACUGGGCGAACAGCUUACCUAAUAUUCUAUGGGGUAUUAAUAAUACCGCGAAUGAAAGUACAACCUACAGACCUUAUGAUUUGAUGUUUUCCAAAAGCUCCAGGCCACGUUGUGACAUCGUUGGCAAUGGAAGUGUUAGUGAGCCAGUGGACGUUAGGCGUAACAAAGCUAGUAAACAGUUAAAACUAGCGAGUGAUAGGAUGAAACGUAACUUUGACAAGAAACGCAAAACAAGCCGUGUCUAUAAAAAGGGGGAUUUAGUUCUUUGGCGGCAAGCACCAACAAGCAGUACGUCGAAGGUAAACACUAAACUUGACGACGUCAUCUCGGGUCCAUAUAUCGUAAUCAAGGUGUUGGGUAAUGACAGAUAUAGGAUCAGAAGUAUUAAGGGACUCCGAGGCUACAGGGCCUUCACAGGCCUUGUUGCAGCGGACUCCUUGAGGCCCUAUCACAGUACGGUUCCCAUAUCUGACAGUGCCAGCAGUUCUGAUGAACAACUGGAAACCGAAGACCUUAUUGACCUGCUAGAAAGUUAA
Parnassius mnemosyne (clouded apollo) is the source of this 4566-nucleotide messenger RNA. NCBI's taxonomy places the organism in Eukaryota, Metazoa, Arthropoda, Insecta, Lepidoptera, Papilionidae. The record is from the annotation of a GenBank genome assembly.